Molecule: messenger RNA, 1908 nt
Organism: Catharus ustulatus (Swainson's thrush)
Lineage: Eukaryota; Metazoa; Chordata; Aves; Passeriformes; Turdidae
Gene: NIPAL1
Product: NIPA like domain containing 1
Exons: 6
Biological process (GO): magnesium ion transport
Cellular component (GO): membrane
Molecular function (GO): magnesium ion transmembrane transporter activity
Source: RefSeq, a predicted model, not a curated record
AUGCCACCUCCGUCUCCUCCGAAGAGCGGCCGCGCCCAGGUGCGCCGGGCCGCGCCCGGGGCGGGCGGAGCCGCCGGCGCGGAGCCCGCGGAGCCUGCAGCCCUGGGGCCCGCAGCCGUGGGGCCCGCAACCGUGGGGUCUCUGCCCCAUGGGACCCGUCCGUCCUGCCGUGCGGGUCAGCGUCUCUCUGCGAGGGUCAGUGUCCGCGCGGGGCCGGGGAUGGCGCGGGCUCUGAGCGGAGGGGUCGCGGAGGGGUCGCGGAGGGGUCGCGUCAGAAAUUACAGGAGCUCUGCAAAGACAUGUAAAGGAGUGAGCAGAGUGGAGAGAGCUCUUCCAGAGCUGGGCCUGUCUCGUGAAUCAUUUGUCCUUUUUCUGCUCCUAGGUGCUGUGCUUUCUUUUUCUUACCGUGACUCCUGCUAAGCAUGGUGCCAAAUCAUCAACAUGUUUGAAUCACAGUCUCCUUUCCUCACCUCUAUGGAGGGGAGAGGCAAUGACACAAACUGGAGCAUUUCCAUGCCUUCUGCAAGCAAAUACCACCUCUUCAUUGGCUUGGCUCUGGCUAUAGGUUCCAGUAUCUUUAUUGGUUCUAGUUUCAUUCUGAAGAAGAAAGGACUUUUGAAACUGGCAGACAGAGGAGUCACCCGAGCUGGACAAGGUGGAUAUUCUUAUUUGAAGGAAUGGCUUUGGUGGGCUGGACUACUAUCAAUGGGAUUAGGAGAAGCUGCAAAUUUUGCUGCCUAUGCCUUUGCACCUGCAACCUUAGUUACCCCUUUGGGUGCACUGAGUGUUCUCAUAAGUGCUAUAUUGUCAUCCUAUUUUUUAAAUGAGAAGUUGAAUAUUCAUGGAAAGCUGGGCUGUGUACUGAGCAUUUUGGGGUCAACAGUCAUGGUUAUUCAUGCCCCAGAGGAGGAGGAGGUCACCUCACUAGAUGAGAUGGAAAGAAAGCUACAAGAUCCAGCAUUUGUUACAUUUGCUGUUCUCCUAACAGUCGUUGCCCUUGUCCUCAUUGUUUUCGUGGCUCCAAAAAGAGGUCAAACAAAUAUACUGAUCUACAUUUUAAUUUGCUCGCUCAUCGGUGCCUUCUCUGUCUCAUCUGUGAAAGGCCUGGGCAUUGCCAUUCAACAAAUGCUGGAGGGGAAGCCAGCCUAUCGCCAUCCUUUGGUUUACUUUUUGGUGGGCAUCUUGGUGCUCUCAGUCAGCACUCAGAUCAACUAUCUCAACAAAGCACUGGACGUGUUCAACACAUCCCUCGUGACACCCAUUUAUUACGUGUGCUUCACUACGACAGUGGUGACCUGCUCCAUCAUCUUGUUCAAGGAGUGGAGUAGUAUGGAACCGCGUGAUAUCAUUGGAACCCUGAGUGGAUUCUGCAGCAUCAUCAUUGGCAUUUUCCUAUUGCAUGCUUUCAAGAACACUAGCAUCACCUGGAGUCAGUUGAUGUCCAGUAUUGCCAAAGAACCGUCACGGCCACACCAUGAAAUUGAAACCAGUCACACUUUGCUGGAAAGCAUGGAAGACCCGGCUUUGGUGUAUGAGGAGGACAACAUUUUAUUCAGUCAAUGAAACACUCAAGCAGUGUUUAUCAUCAAAAUAUCAUGAACUGCUAACUCAGCCCACCCAUGUCUACUAGAAGCCUCUACUUUUCUGCAGUCCUCUGGAAAUUUUUCGUGAAGCCUGUUAAAUUUGGGCCACUCCCCUCUAUGUUUGCAGUAAUGAAUGAAAAUGUUCAGUAAUUAGCAUGACAGAAACCUAGUGGUGAUUAUAUGUUAGGCAAUGAAAAAAACACGGUCCUUUUUUGAUGCAGCAUCCCUUGGGAAAUUUCAGCAAAAAAGAAUGUUCUUUGUAAGCCACAUUUUAAAAAAUUGGUAAGGAUAAAAGGAUAAAAAACAAUCCUUGAUGAAGUGGCAG